AUGUGUUUCACAAAGACAGUAUGUUUUGAUUCCCUCUGCUUACCUCAUGGAAGUGAACUAGACAGCUUGGCAGUGUACAGCACACUUGGUCCCUAUGUUCGGAAUGUCAGUGUGACACUAGUGGCUGACAGAGUGCAGAUUGGGAAACCAUUCGUUAUUGAGGUGUCUGGCUACUUAGCAAGUCCUUUGGAACGGUCUGUAGGUGUACAAGGUUUGAACCCAGCUAACUUUUCACUACUGCAUCUUGUGAUUAACUGGACCCUUGGAGAGCAGAGUGUUAUCAGUGUUACUGUACUGGAUAAUGGCUUCUUCACUGCUUCCCCAGUUUGGGCUUUUGCUGAACCUGGAAUCCAUCACAUAAACGCAUCUAUCAGCAAUCUUAUUUCUGUGGAGGAAUUCAGUGUUGACGUCACUGCUCUAAUCCCGGCACCAGCAUUCCUGGAGGUUAAGGUGCACCAGACGGCAGAGCAGAUUCCGUCUUGUGUUACCUUCCCAGUGGAAGAAACAGAUUCCCUUGAGAAGGUUUUCUUGGGUGACAGGUGCAUCUUUGAGGCCUUUGUGGCAAUGGGAAUCAAUUUGGAUUUUUACUGGCAUUUUACUGAUGACAGCAGCAUCUACAACUCGGGGGGUGAUUGUUACCAACAGUCUGACUGCCUAAGCAACACUGUGAACCAUACAUUUGCAAAAGAAGGACUUUACAAAGUGAUUGUAAAUGUUUCAAAUGUCUAUAACUGGAUUCAGAAAGUCAUCAGUGUGGCAGUUGUGCCAAGGGUCCUCUCUAACUUGACGUUUGACACCCACAGUGGGUAUGCAGUCGCACUGGGGCAAAAUGUCACUCUGGAAAUGGAGCUCUUCACCACAGUACGCCAGCUUCUGAUCCUCAACGCCACCUUUGAGGCUGGCAUCUCCCACAUCCACCAGCUCAGUGACGACUCCCCUGCCUUCCAGACCUUGAACCACCUGCAGCUGGCAGAGAGCUAUGGUCAGCAGUGCUGCUUUCUUCAUACCCAGGUCUUCCAUCAGUACAGCACUGUUGGCAGCUUUAACAUCUCUGUCGCUGUAUAUUUUGACAAUGGGGUAGUAAAUGCAACAUUACCCAAAGAAUUAUGGGUUUACGAGCCCAUAAAGAAUGUCUUUCCGUCAGUGUUUGGGAAGCAAGUUAUCCCUACCGGAGUCAAUACUACAUUGUUGAUCAGUAGCUACGUGGAUAGGACUGGGUCUUCUGUCAAUUGGAACAUCAGAAAGGACAACUAUACUGUUGUCAAUAAAACCACUGCAGAGUGGUCUCUGACACAUGCUUUUCAAGACACAGGGUUUUAUAUACUGCACGUUGUAGCGUCCAACCCUAUCAGUGACGCCUCGUUUAAGACUGAACUGGUGGUCCAGGAUGUUAUCUCAGGGUUGUCUAUUAGUAGGGUAGAUCCUGAGUGCAUACCUAGUGGUACCCUGGUCACUGUCAGUGCUAGUGUGAUCACUGGAACAAACGUCACUUACACAUGGAGCUUUAACAUAAACUCAAGCAUUACUAUUGAUGGGUCACAAAGUGCCUCUUAUGUGUACAGUCAUCCAGGUGUUUAUUUGGUUGCUGUGAAAGCAGAAAAUAAUGUAAGUACUGUCCUUAGUGAUGGCCUGGAAUUCACGGUUCAAGAUCUAGUCGGGGACUUUGUAGUUGACGUACCACGUAUGGUGACCGUGAAUCAUGAUACAACAAUGUCUUUCGCUGUGCUCUCUGGGACUAACGUGACUCUCGAGGUUUUUACCAAUGGCACCCUUAUUUUCAACGACAGUAGCUAUGUGAAUGGGAACCCAGUGAGCAUGGAUUUUAUUUUCAAUCAGAUGGGACCUUUGCAAGUUGUGGUUAGAGCCUCCAAUCGUGUGUCCUCUUUCAACAGUACUACAAUAACCCUUGUGGUCAAAGAAAUACAUGUGGUCACAAUAGAAACACCACAGCAGCCAGUGCUAGGAGAGAGCAUCAUCCUGAUUGCUAGGGUUAAUGGACAUCUGUGGACAAGUGGAAGUUAUAUUUAUUAUUGGACCCUGCCCCAGAACCAGGCAGUUACAUCUGGUAGCCCUGUUAUUUCAUACUCCUGCAACUACACAGGUUCUCGGCUCAUCGGUGUUACAGUCACAAAUUUUGCAUCAAAUGCUUCCGCUGAACUGCUGCUGAAUAUUUCAGCAACUGGAGCUGGGCCCAGAUUCACCCACCCUUCUACUGUUGCAACUGAAAGAAAAGCUAUUUUCUCACUACAGGGUUUUUAUUCAGAUGGAAACCACUUAUUAGUAAAUUUUGGGGAUGGAAAUAUAACUUCUGUUUUAUAUUCUACGACUUUGAACAACAGGUAA
This is a messenger RNA of Polyodon spathula (Mississippi paddlefish), 2343 nucleotides long. RefSeq names its product polycystin-1-like. The transcript has 8 exons. NCBI's taxonomy places the organism in Eukaryota, Metazoa, Chordata, Actinopteri, Acipenseriformes, Polyodontidae. The record is from RefSeq and is a predicted model, not a curated record. The coding region runs from base 1 to 2343 and encodes 780 amino acids.